AUGGCCGCUAUCUUCGGGAAGAUCUUCGUGGGGGUUUACGUGGAAAUCAAGCGGAGCGACGGACGGAUACACCAGGCGAUGGUCACAUCGCUGCAUGAAGACAACGACAGUGUGACAGUGGAGUGGAUCGAGAACGGGGACACCAAAGGGAAAGAGGUUGACCUGGAGAGCGUCUUCGCUCUGAAUCCAGAUGUUGCUCCUGAUGAGGAGAUACCACAGAGUCCUGAGGCUCCUCUUCCUCCCUCAAAUGUUGCAAAAGCCAGCAAAGUCCCAAAGACCAGACGGACUACGUCAAUACCAAAGCCUGAGAACGCUCCACGGGAGAACAGAGUGGGAACCACCCGGGCCCGUCCCAGCCAGCAAAACCAAGCUGCAAAAUCCCCUCCGCCAGCCAUCGCUCCCCAGUCUGCACUUAACCAGACCCUGCUUCAGCAGCAGAACGCACGGAAGAAAUCCAACUGUGUAAAGGAAGUGGAGAAACUCCAGGAAAGACGAGAGAAGAGACGACUUCAGCAAGCAGAGCAGAGAGAGAAGAGAGCACAGGAGGUGGAUGUCAAUCUACCAAACUAUGAAAUUAUGUGUAUGAUCAGAGACUUCAGAGCCAGUCUGGACUACAGGCCAUUAACAACUACCGAUCUGAUCGAGGACCACAGGAUAUGUGUCUGUGUACGUGCACGUCCCCUCAAUAAAAAAGAGAUAACAGGGAAGGAUUUGGAUGUGAUCACCAUUCCCAGUAAGGACGUGGUAAUGGUCCAUGAGCCCAAGCAGAAAGUCGACCUGACCCGCUACCUGGAGAACCAAACUUUCCGAUUCGACUACACCUUUGAUGAGAAUUCCACCAAUGAAAUGGUUUAUAGAUUCACUGCUCAGCCGCUGGUCGAGACCAUUUUUGAGAGGGGGAUGGCGACCUGCUUCGCGUAUGGACAAACUGGAAGUGGGAAAACACAUACGAUGGGAGGUGACUUUUCAGGAAAGAACCAGGACUGCUCCAAAGGGAUCUACGCUUUGUCCGCCAGAGAUGUUUUUCUCAUGCUAAAGAAGCCAAAUUACAAGAAGUUGGAUCUUCAGGUCUUUGCCACAUUUUUUGAGAUUUACAGCGGGAAGGUGUUUGACCUACUGAACCGCAAGGCUAAGUUACGUGUCCUGGAGGACGGGAAGCAGCAGGUGCAGGUGGUGGGUCUGCAGGAGAAGGAGGUGAAAUGUAUGGAGGACGUCCUCAAACUGAUUGAAUUGGGAAACAGCUGCAGGACUUCUGGUCAGACCUCAGCCAACGCUCACUCCUCUCGGAGCCACGCAGUGUUUCAAAUCAUUCUGCGUAAACAAAGGAAGAUGCAUGGAAAGUUUUCCCUGAUUGACUUGGCGGGGAAUGAGAGAGGGGCAGACACCUCCAGCGCCGACCGUCAGACUCGCUUCGAAGGAGCCGAGAUCAACAAGAGCCUUCUGGCACUUAAGGAGUGUAUUCGAGCUCUGGGCCUUAACAAACCCCACACUCCUUUCCGAGCCAGCAAGUUAACCCAGGUGCUGAGGGACUCCUUCAUCGGAGAAAACUCCAGAACAUGCAUGAUAGCGACCAUCUCUCCUGGAAUGGCCUCUUGCGAAAACACCCUGAACACGCUGAGAUACGCCAACAGGGUGAAGGAGCUCAUUGUGGAACCGCCAGCAGCGAAUGGGGGCCGCCAGGGAGGACUCGCCAACCAGCUGGAGGUGCUGGAGGCUCAGUGGGGAGUCGGCAACUCUCCACAGAGAGACGACUUGAAGCUGCUCUGCGAACAAAACGAGGAAGAGGUUUCCCCGCAGCUCUUCUCCUUCCAUGAAGCCGUGUCUCAGCUGGUGGAGAUGGAGGACCAGGUUCUGGAGGACCACAGGGCUGUGUUCCAGGAGUCCAUCCGCUGGCUGGAGGACGAGAAGAUGCUUUUGGAAAUGACAGAGGAGGUGGACUACGACGUCGAGUCAUAUGCAACUCAACUAGAACAAAUCCUGGACCAGAAGAUCGAUAUUCUCACUGAGCUCAGAGAUAAAGUCAAGUCUUUCCGUUGUGCACUCUCGGAAGAGGAACAAGCUAGCAAACAAAUAACCCCGAAGAGGCCUCGUGCACUAUAG
Limanda limanda (common dab) is the source of this 2100-nucleotide messenger RNA. RefSeq names its product kinesin-like protein KIF2A. NCBI's taxonomy places the organism in Eukaryota, Metazoa, Chordata, Actinopteri, Pleuronectiformes, Pleuronectidae. The record is from RefSeq and is a predicted model, not a curated record. Gene Ontology annotation, biological process: microtubule-based movement. Gene Ontology annotation, molecular function: ATP binding; microtubule binding; microtubule motor activity. The transcript has 20 exons. The coding region runs from base 1 to 2100 and encodes 699 amino acids.